Molecule: messenger RNA, 1289 nt
Organism: Labeo rohita (rohu)
Lineage: Eukaryota; Metazoa; Chordata; Actinopteri; Cypriniformes; Cyprinidae
Gene: plekhf1
Product: pleckstrin homology domain containing, family F (with FYVE domain) member 1
Exons: 2
Coding region: 137-1036 (299 amino acids)
Molecular function (GO): metal ion binding; phosphatidylinositol binding
Source: RefSeq, a predicted model, not a curated record
CAACUUCGUAGCGCUGAACAACAGGGGAGUACUUUCAUAACGGAGCUUGAAGGACAAGGAAACUGCGAAGAGAUACCGAGUCUGUUGACCCAACGAUAAUUCACUGCUUUCCUCAGCAAUCAGAGGCAGUACCAAAAUGGUAGACCAGUUGACCUUUACUAUUAAGAACCGUGAGCGAAUACAGGCAGUGGAGAGCACCUUCGGCCGCACCGGAAAAAUACUUCUAAAACCAGGGCGUAUUCUGGUGGGAGAGGGCUGGUUGUCAAAGCUCUGCAGACGUGGACCCAAACCCAAAGCGUUCUUCCUCUUCAAUGACAUUUUGGUCUACAGUAGCAUCGUGGUGCCCGGUCGCUGGAACAACAAGCAGAAGAUCAUUCCUUUGGAGGACGUGCAGCAGGAAAAUCUGGAAGACGGAAUGGCCAUGCCAAACCAAUGGCUCAUCCGCACCCCGCGCAAGUCUUUCUACGUAUCGGCGGCCUCGCCUGAGGAAAAGAAUGCGUGGAUGGGGCACAUUGACCAGUACAAGUCCCUCCUAGUGCAAGCUAAGGGCCUCCCUGCUGAAAAUGCCGCUGGGAACUUUGCUGCCACCUGGAUCCCUGACACGGCAUCAGCCAUCUGUAUGCGCUGCUCGAGGAGGUUCAACAUUGCCAAUCGGAGGCACCACUGCCGGAGGUGCGGUUAUAUAGUAUGUAGAGCUUGCUCGAAGAGCCGAGCCUUGAUGCCGAACAUCUCCUCCAGGCCGGUGAGAAUUUGCCGGGCCUGUGUGAGCAACGUCCAUGAUGGAAAAGAUCAAGGAAAGAAUCGAGCUAAUGGAAAGCACUGGAAGAAAAACUCCGUAGAGGACACACCAACACUACCUGAGUAUGAGACGUCAAGUGAUGAGGAGUGCAGUGAGCAGGAGUACCAGGUGGCCACAAAGUGGUUCAAGAGCCCCGAGGAUGAGGAUUACUCCCCAUACUGCUACAUAAAGCCUGAGCAUAAGAAUCCUCCCGUCUGUGGACUCCGACUUGAAAGAUGUGAAAAUGUACUGUUGUGAACUAUGCUGAAACUCAUCAUGUGUUGCACCUCUCCAAAGAACAGAAGCAUAGAGACAGAGAUGAGUGGUAUAAUUAUGAAGUAUUUUGCACUAAAGUAUUUUAAGUCACUUUUAGGACUUGUUUUGCACUUGUAUUUUGUUUUGUAUUUGUAUUUGUAUGUAUAUUUAUAUGUACGUAUGUACAAAACUUUAUUGUAAGACAAAUGUUUAUAUUAUAGCUUAUAUAUUACAGGAACAAUGUGACUUUUGCAAU